Messenger RNA from Alternaria triticimaculans, 528 nucleotides. RefSeq lists its product as uncharacterized. NCBI's taxonomy places the organism in Eukaryota, Fungi, Ascomycota, Dothideomycetes, Pleosporales, Pleosporaceae. The transcript is spliced from 2 exons. The record is from RefSeq and is a predicted model, not a curated record. Bases 1 to 528 code for a protein of 175 amino acids.
AUGCCCCCGCGCGACGGCCACGGUUACCUCUGCCAAUGGUACUGGUCCAAGUUCACCAUCAACGACGAAACCUACGCAACCGCCGAGAUGUGGAUGAUGGUACACAAAGCGCGUUGUUUUGGCGAUGAAGAGAUUGCGAAACAGAUGUUGGAGACUACAAGCCCAAAAGAGCAUAAAGAUCUGGGACGAGAGGUCAAGGGGUUUGAUGAGAAGGUUUGGGAUGAGCGUAUGUACUCCACGUUCUUCGCGGUACUUCUAGAAGGGGAUGCUGACUGGGUGGCAGGAAAGAUGGAGAUUGUGAAGCUGGGCUCUUAUCACAAGUUUACGAUUAGCGAGGAUGCGGAGAAUUUAAGGAAGAUGCUUUUAGCUACUAGCGAUCGCGAGUUGGUCGAGGCUAGUCCACAUGAUAGGAUUUGGGGCGUGGGGUUUGCGGAGAAGGAUGCGGAGAAGAAUCGGUAUCGGUGGGGACAGAAUCUUCUGGGAAGGGCGUUGAUGGAUGUUAGGAAGAGGCUGAGGGAGGAGGAUUAG